This is a messenger RNA of Melanotaenia boesemani (Boeseman's rainbowfish), 7760 nucleotides long. It is a transcript of the gene col5a3a, whose product is annotated as collagen, type V, alpha 3a. Gene Ontology annotation, molecular function: extracellular matrix structural constituent. The coding region runs from base 139 to 5745 and encodes 1868 amino acids. The transcript is spliced from 67 exons. The record is from RefSeq and is a predicted model, not a curated record. Lineage: Eukaryota; Metazoa; Chordata; Actinopteri; Atheriniformes; Melanotaeniidae.
ACUUCUCUAGCAAUCAAGAAAGUGGACCGACAGUGCAUCUGUCUUUUCUUCCACGCAUGGCUUCCUAGUUCCAACAAACAAAACUUCUGCGGUAUAAAGUUCUGGGUGCUUAAGCAGACGGUGUCCCCGCUUUGAAGGAUGGACCAUUUAAUAAGGACCAGGACGCGCAGGAGAAUACAGCUAUGUAUUUUUAUCCUGCUUCAUCUAACGACAACAAAAGCCGAUGACCCCAUUGAUGUUCUGCGAGUGCUGGAGCUGUCAGAGAACAUGGAGGGGGUGUCCUUGGAGUCUGGUCUCUGUACUAGCAGGAGAGGCAUGGAGGAGAUGGACCUGGCUUACAAGAUCAAAAAGAUCCAGCUUAGUGCUCCCACUAAACAGCUAUUCCCUGUUUCUAAAUUUCCUGAGAAUUUCUCCCUGAUGGCUACCAUACGAGCUAAGAAGGGCUCCCAGGCUUUCCUGCUUUCCAUGUAUGAUGACCAGGGGGUGCAGCAGCUUGGACUUGAAGUGGGCCGAUCACCUGUCUUCCUGUAUGAGGACCAGCAUGGGCAGCCCACCCCAGAACUUUAUCCCAUUUUCAGGAGGAUCAACCUGGCUGAUGGAAAAUGGCACAGGAUAGCUUAUAGUGUGCAGGACAAGACUGUGACCCUCUACUUGGAUUGCCAGAAGGUAGAGGCCUUGGAUCUGCUGCGAGGGGAGAAUGCAGUUGUCAGCACAGAGGGUGUCACUGUGGUUGGUACACGGCUGCUGGAUGAAGAUGUUUUUGAGGGGGAUAUUCAGCAACUGCUGAUUGUAAAGGACCCAAAGGCUGCUGCCAACUACUGUGCAAACUACAUACCAGACUGUGAUUCAGCUUUGCCACACAACCACCAAGCUGUGGACCUGCCGGAGUAUUCCCAUCUUGAGUCUGAUGCCUUGAUGCAAAGUGACCAGUCGGAUGAAUCAGAGGAUGUCUCCAAAAACAAAAGAAAAGGCAAAAAGAACAAAAAGAAGAGGGACAAAGGCAAACGUAAGGGCAAGGGCAAAGGCAAAGGCAAGAAGGGAUCCAGAAAGAAAAAGCAUGAAGAGGAUGGUGUUGAGGAAAACAUCCUCAAAGUGUCUACAACACUGCCAGAGUUUCAAUCACAAGAGCCAUUUCAGCCCACAGAACUACCAGAAAUUGACAGCACACUUGAAGCUGUCUUUGGCAUGGAUGUGCUUGACAAGAUCACCAUGAAGAUUCCCACACGUGAACCUGACUUCACAACUGAGGCCCCCAGUGUGAGGCCUAGCACACUGCCUGUAUCAAAGGUUACUGAGGAGGAUGACACCCCAGUGAAGAAGCCAGUGGUGGAAUAUGAAGAUGACCUUUACAGGGACCUGCACGAAGAUCUCUCAUUUUCCACCGUAACCAAGGGCCCAAAUAUUACUGAAUAUGAGUUCCUUGAAUACGAAGAUUUGAAGAAUGACACAGAAUUGGAGUAUGAAGAAUAUGAAAUUUACGAGGAUGACUUUGAAUUUGCAGAGCGAGAAAGGGCUGAAACUUUGAAUGUUGAGGCUGCACUCAGAGCAGAAAAAGGCCAGAAGGGAGAGCCAGCUAUUAUUGAACCGGGUACAGUUGUGGAAGGACCCCAUGGUUUACCGGGGCCAGAGGGACUUCCUGGCCCAGCUGGGCCAACAGGCCCUCCAGGACCCAGGGGAGAUCCAGGUGAACUGGGGCCCCCGGGACGCUCUGGUCUUGCUGGGCUUGAUGGGAUCCCAGGUCCUCCAGGAACCUUGUUAAUGCUACCAUUCCAGUUUGGAGGUGAUUCACAAAAGGGACCAGUGGUGUCUCCCCAAGAGGCACAAGCACAGGCCAUCCUGCAACAAACCAAGCUGUCACUUAAAGGGCCUCCAGGUUCAAUGGGUCUUACAGGACGGCCAGGCCCAUUGGGUGUUCCCGGCCCAUCUGGGCUCAAAGGAGACCAAGGAGACAAUGGCCCCUCUGGACCUCGCGGGUUGCCAGGCCCCCCUGGAAUUAAUGGAAAGCCAGGCAAGAGGGGACGUCCAGGUGUGGAUGGAGGUCGUGGAUCUCCCGGUGAAACUGGCUCAAAGGGUGACAGAGGUUUUGAUGGGCUGCCAGGUCUCCCAGGAAACAAAGGACACAGAGGCGACAGAGGAAAACCUGGGCCUCAUGGGCCUGUUGGAGAGCCAGGAGAGAAAGGAUCUGAUGGACCUGUGGGGCCUAGAGGGCAACCAGGCGAACCUGGUCCCCGGGGUCUUGUCGGGCAGAGGGGGCCACCUGGCCCACCUGGCCAACCGGGGAUUCGUGGAAUUGAUGGAGUGCAAGGUUCAAAGGGCAACCUGGGUCCACCUGGAGAGAUAGGGCCCCCGGGUCAACAAGGAAACCCAGGAGUGCAGGGCUUUCCUGGCCCUCAGGGUCCCAUUGGAUUGCCAGGAGAGAAGGGUCCUCAGGGCAAACAAGGCAUGCAAGGACUACCAGGCAUUGAUGGUCCUCCUGGUCACCCAGGAAGAGAAGGCCCCCCAGGAGAAAAAGGAAUCCAAGGUUUACCAGGUGCCCAGGGACCGAUUGGGUAUCCAGGGGCUCGUGGAGUCAAGGGAGCAGAUGGAGUGAGAGGUCUAAAGGGAAGCAAAGGAGAAAAGGGGGAAGAUGGCUUCCCUGGGCUUAAAGGUGACAUGGGCAUCAAAGGAGACAGGGGUGAUAACGGAGCUCUUGGUCCUCGUGGAGAGGAUGGACUAGAGGGACCAAAGGGUCAAACAGGACCCGCAGGUGAUCCAGGAGCUCCUGGAAUAGCUGGGGAGAAGGGUAAACUUGGUGUGCCUGGUUUGCCGGGAUACCCAGGAAGACUAGGUCCUAAGGGAUCACUCGGCUUCCCUGGUGGGACAGGGGUCUCAGGAGAGAAAGGACGAAGGGGUCCAGGUGGACAGCCAGGUCCUGGGGGCCAAAGAGGGUCAAAUGGAGCCCGAGGGGGAAGAGGAGCAAGGGGGCCAACAGGAAAACCGGGAGAAAAGGGUUCUGCUGGACAGGAAGGUCCUCCUGGUUCUCCCGGAGAGCAGGGCCCUCAAGGACCACAGGGAAGGAAUGGUGAGCCAGGACCCAAAGGGCCUAAUGGUUCACCUGGAAAGGAUGGAUUACCAGGCCAUCCAGGUCAAAGAGGAGAACCAGGAUUCCAAGGCAAGAAUGGACCUCCUGGGCCACCAGGAGUUGUUGGACCUCAGGGAAAAUCUGGUGAGACAGGGCCAACUGGAGAUAGAGGCCAUCCAGGUUCACCAGGACCACCAGGUGAGCAUGGUUUACCUGGGACUGCUGGAAAGGAGGGUGCCAAGGGAGAUCCAGGUCCACCAGGAGCUCCAGGAAAGAGUGGUCCUGCUGGGCUUAAAGGCUUCAGGGGGAGCAGAGGGACCUCUGGUGCAAUGGGUCCUGCAGGUCUAAAAGGAGGAGAGGGGCUUCCUGGUGUUUCAGGACUUAUUGGUGCCCCUGGAGAGAGGGGCCCUGCUGGGUUGGCAGGUGCUAUUGGCCAGCCAGGACGACUUGGUGGUGUGGGUCCAGCUGGGCCAAUGGGAGAGAAGGGCGAGCCAGGGGAGAAGGGAACUGUGGGGCCAGCUGGGCAUGACGGGGAACUUGGACCUAUGGGGCUACCAGGAGUUGCAGGACCACCUGGGCCUCCAGGGGAGGAUGGAGACAAGGGAGAGACAGGAGGACCAGGCCAGAAGGGCAGCAAAGGAGACAAAGGAGAAGCUGGACCCCCAGGACCUACUGGCAUUCAAGGACCUGUGGGCCAACCAGGACCAUCUGGUGCAGAUGGAGAGCCAGGUCCUCGUGGGCAACAGGGUGUCAAUGGGGCAAAAGGUGAUGAAGGGCCAAGGGGCUUUAAGGGGGCUGCUGGUCCUUCUGGACUACAGGGGAUGCCUGGACCACCAGGGGAGAAAGGAGAAAGUGGGCAUGUUGGCUCUUUGGGACCUCCAGGACAGCACGGCCCACGAGGCCCUCAAGGACCUAUUGGUGGAGAGGGCCCACCUGGUUUGCCUGGAGGAGUUGGUCAACCUGGACUUGUUGGUGAAAAGGGGGAGGAUGGAGAAGCAGGAGACCCUGGGUCAGUUGGAGAGCCUGGUAAUAAUGGUGCUAAAGGUGAUGUAGGCGAGAAGGGUGACUCUGGCCCUCCUGGUGCUGCUGGACCUCCUGGACCCAGAGGAGCACCAGGAGAAGACGGACCCAAAGGCAAUCUUGGUCCUAUUGGAUUUCCUGGAGAUUCUGGACCACCUGGAGAACCAGGUUCCAAUGGAGUAGAUGGUUCACCUGGAUCUAAAGGAGACAAUGGAGAACCUGGAAAAGCAGGACCCCCAGGAGCUUCUGGAGAGCCAGGACCUCCUGGACCUCCUGGACGAAGGGGUCAUGUAGGUGCUGCAGGUAAAGAGGGGAAACAAGGCAUGAAAGGAGCCAAAGGAGCAACAGGAGCUCUGGGUCAAGUGGGAAAGACAGGCCCAGUAGGACCCCAAGGACAGCCAGGAAGGCCUGGUCCAGAGGGGCUUCGAGGCAUUCCAGGACCUGCGGGCGAACAUGGGUUAAAUGGGCCACCAGGGCAAACUGGACCACCAGGACCAUUAGGGCCACCAGGACUUCCAGGAUUGAAAGGAGACCCUGGAAACAAAGGAGAAAAAGGUCAUGGUGGGUUGAUUGGUCUAAUAGGGCCCCCUGGAGAAUCUGGUGAGAAAGGAGACAGAGGCCUGCCAGGAAAUCAGGGUUCACAAGGACCUAAAGGAGAUGAGGGUGUGGCAGGCCCACAUGGUCCCACUGGCCCACCUGGGCCACCUGGACUCUCUGGUGCAGCUGGUGAGAAAGGAUCGAAGGGAGAGACAGGUGGCAUUGGUCCUAUUGGAGAUCCAGGCCCUGCUGGUCCUCCAGGGUCCCCUGGACCUCCUGCAACAAUGGUGCAACCCCUACCUAUUAGGGAGGGCAGACGUAAGAAACGAAGGCACUCAGAUCGGGCAAGAGCCGAAUCCAGAGAGGAAGAUGUAGAUCCGGAUAUGAUGGCGUUCCUCCAAGGAGAUCAGCCUCUAGAGGAUGCUGAGGGAAUGGAGGAAGUCUUUGCCACUCUUUCUUCUAUGAAGAAUGAAGUGGAGCUCAUGAGAAGGCCUCUUGGAACUUUUGAGAGCCCUGCUCGGACCUGCAAAGAGCUCAUGAUGGUUCAUCCUUAUUACAAAGACGGAGAAUACUGGAUAGAUCCUAACCAGGGCUGUCACAAAGACUCGAUCAAGGUCUACUGUAACUUCACAGCCGAUGGACAGACCUGUCUCUACCCUGACAAAAGGUUUGAGAUGGUGAAAUUAUCAGCAUGGAACAAAGAGAAACCAGGAAGCUGGUACAGUCAAUACAGGAAGGGCAAACAGUUUUCCUACAAUGACAGGGAUGGGAGCCCUGUACACGUAGUUCAACUGACCUUCUUAAAACUGCUAAGUGCCACAGCCAAGCAAAGCUUCACGUAUACCUGUCAGAACUCAGCAGGCUGGUUUGACAGCGCCUCCCUCUCCUAUAAGCAUGCCCUCCGCUUUCGGGGCAGCAACGAUGAGGAGCUGACACAUUCCAAAAGCCCAUUCAUCACAGCAGUGCAUGAUGGAUGCCAGUUCCGUAAAGGUCAAGACAAAACCAUUUUAGAGAUCGACUCCCCUUCAGCAGAGCUGCUCCCUAUCCUAGAUGUGGUGCCUGCAGACUUUGGCAGCAACAACCAGAAGUUUGGAUUUCAAGUUGGACAUGUGUGCUUCAAUGGCUAACGUCUUGGCAGCAACAAACACAUAAGAAGACAUUCACAGGAGGUUUUCAGUGAAAGAAACUGGACUUUAACCGGUACUCCAACAAUAUUUAUUUUGUUAUGUUCCAGCAUGUGGGUUUGAGUUUUAAGACUCUUCAAUGGCCAAUGAAAUAUUUUCUAAGGCUUUAUAGCUGUAUGUGCUAAAGCAAGAAAGAAAAGAUAUGCAACAACAGAAGCAAAGGUCAUUUACCAAAGGAAAUUAUUGCAGUUAGAUAUAUUUAAAUAUGUUUUUAUUGUUGUUUCUGUUUUCUCACUGUUUUACUGGGCUAUAAUGGAUCCUCUGGAAUUAUGGGGACUAUGCCACUUGACAACAACCGAUUAUAAACACAAUGGAUCUGUGCAGUCACAGUUAGUAUUACUGUUUUGCAGCGCAGUUGACUUUGCAGCCUAUGGAUGUCUCAUAGCUUCCAAAUCAAGUAGACAUCCAAAGCAAAAAGUGGAGACCAAAUAAAUCAGAGCUGUGGCGUUCAUUUGCAUGCUUGGAUUUCACUUUAAUGACUAGUUGUGAACUAGCCUAGCAUAAUAAUUCCACACGAGCACUAUAAUUAAUUUCCUGUGAGCAGGAAUGAUAAAUUGUCCUUUUUACCCUUCAAGUGCAGUUUGCUCAGUGAAUUGCCUUGUUUUGUAUUCAUUUGGUGUUGCUAGUUAUUGAGCCUGACACUUACUUGAAUGAAUAAGGUUGUUUCCUGUAUUGGACUGCUUCCCCCCAUAUGCUUGAUAAUAAGCUGUUGGAGCCCUCCAUGUUUCAGCAGACCUAAAUACUGUAUGUAUCAGAGUUCCAUCCUUUCAGCAGCGGUAUGCACUUGCUAUAACAUAUCCCAGCACUCAAGCUGGGGAUAUUUCCAGGCUUGAAUUAAGAGGAUGAAUUAAGAACAUGCUGAUUAAAAUGUUCCCUUUUCCAAAGUGCAGUCCUUCAUACCAAGAGACAUUUCAAGCAUCUCCUGAGAGUAUUUUUUUAAUUGCUGACUUAACCUGUUUAGAUUUUUCUGCCCAACUCAGUUUUUUUUCCUCCUCUGUUUUGUUCAUAUGCUGAAAUUUGAACAGAAUGCAUUUCUAUUCUGGCAUGAAUUGCUCUUCAGUGGUGCUAAAGAUGAUUCUUAUUUGUGUAACUAUGUUUGUGUGUCUCUGUGGGCAGGAUUAUAGGACUGGAGAGUUAGAGGGUUAUUGCUCUUUCAGCAGUACGAAAUGCCCUCAGAGGCUGGGGAUGUGUCUCCUGUUUGUGGCACAUCUUCUGGCUGAUUGUGUCAUUUUCACAGAGCCAGUAAAAGGAGGCAAAGAAUAGUUCAGAGCAACACAGCUAAUUGCUUUAAAGGGAGAAACCACUCUUGAUCUGCCGCUCAUAUAAUUUUGGGAUAGUAAAUUGGUUUCAGCACAGUGUAAUUAUAAUUAAGAAUGGAGCUAACAGAUUUCAAUAGGUUGAUUUUUUUUUAUAUUUUUUCUCAAUGAUUUUAUAGUGAAUUGAAAAAUAUCACAAGUAAAAUCACGAUGGGUGCUGAUAUGAUGUCGCAAGAACACUCUAUUAUUCAGAAUUUGUUUUUAGAUGAUGAAAUCACUACUGUCUCUCUCUGCAGAUUGGCUGAAGCAUCUUUGAAUUGAAUUGGUAAAUGGAGCUGUGAAAUACCACAGAAAUAGCAAAUGUGAGUGAAUCGUACUUAAUGGCUGAUUUUCCCUUGAGCAAAUGAAAUUUCUUGAUGCUCUAACUACCUCCUCAGACUAAAAAAUGUAGGCUACAUGAACAAUGUGUAAUUAUGUUAUUUAGUCCUGCUUUUCCACUUGUUUCAUAGCAUUCAAGCAAUACUGUUUUUGUUUCUCUUCUCCUUUCCCGUAAUGCUGUGCCAUACAUGUGUAUAGUGUUUGUUGUACUAAUUUUAUAUACUGUACAGUUAUUCUUAGGACUCUUUGAGCAAGAACCUUAUGCCUGAAUGAAAACAAAUGUUUUUUUCAAAAGGUGCUGUGCAAAUAAAAACCACAACAAGU